Molecule: messenger RNA, 369 nt
Organism: Cylicocyclus nassatus
Lineage: Eukaryota; Metazoa; Nematoda; Chromadorea; Rhabditida; Strongylidae
Source: the annotation of a GenBank genome assembly
AUGUUUGUGCGUUUCGCGAUUCUUGCUAUAUCAUUAACGCUUAUUCUAUGUAAAAAUCGGCAAUCCAAUGAAGUUCUGGAAAACAUUAAGUGGAGACUACCAAAAUGCAAGACUUCGAAUAGAAGUGGUCAUCUGCAAACAGUGUUGGAAAUCGUACAAAAGGAUAUAGAGAAGAAGAAAAAAGGGCCAAGAUACAGCUGCAACUUGCAACAACGUGCGCCCUAUUACAAGUACAUCAAUGAGAAGUCUUGUUAUUUCAAAACUCUUUCGGCUAGUUAUACUCUCGGAGAAAUUGCUAAUAAGAUCGCGAGCAAAGUCUAUGGCGCCUCGUCUGAGAUAAGUUUUCAUUCCUUCAGCUCAAAAUAUUAG